AUGGAUUUCAAGCAGAAGGCACACAUGGGACAAUGCUACAAUGCAGCGAAAAGCGAUUCUGUGCCUUUGGAUCGUGAUGCACCUGACACGAGGCCGGAGGUUUGCAAGCUUCGCCACCGCAACUAUCCGAAGGAUUUGCGGACUGCCUCCAUUGUGAUUGUCUUUCACAACGAAGUGGCCUCGGUACUCCUACGUUCGGUGCACUCCGUCUUGAACCAAUCACCGCAAGAUUUGCUGCAUGAAGUGAUCCUGGUGGACGAUGCCUCGGUGCCAGACCCUGGUCGUUUCACCGAGGAGCGGUGGCAAAGAUUGCAGAAACCACUGCUAGAGUAUGUACUGCAGCUGCCAAAGGUGCGGCUGGUACGCUUGGGUGAGCGGCGUGGCCUGAUGCUUGCGCGGAUGGAAGGGGCAUGGCGAGCUCGCGCGGAGAUUGUUGUUUUCUUGGACAGUCACAUUGAGGCGACUCCUGGGUGGCUGGAACCAUUGUUGGCUCGGAUCCAUGAAGAUCGAAGGCAUGUGGUAGUGCCCAAUAUCCUGGGCAUACAUUUUGACAACCUCGGCUAUGAGGGAAGCUCUGGACUAGGUGUGCUAAGCUUUACUUGGACACUUGGGCAAAGGCCUAUGCCUACCAAUACUGGCAGUGAGAUCCAAAAGUCAUCCAUCAUGGCUGGAGGUUUGUUCGCAGCGGACAAGGCCUUCUUCAUGCAUUUGGGAGGCUAUGAUCCCGAGAUGCGGUUCUAUGGUGGAGAGGAGAUGGAGAUUGGCUUUCGGACCUGGCAGUGCGGGGGCGACAUCGAGUACGUUCCAUGCUCACGAGUGUAUCACAUUUUCAGAACCUCUCGUUAUUGGCAAGGCACUGAUUCAGCUGGAGUUGCGUACAAGGUCCCAGGUGUCGAAAUCGUGCGGAACAAGCUUCGCGCAGCUGCUGUUUGGAUGGACGAGUACGAAGUCUUGGUCCAAUACGCCUCUGCUCCUCUUCCAACGGGUGUGACACUGGGGGAUUUGGAGUCCCGGAAAUCGUUGCGGCAACAUUUGCAGUGCAAGUCCUUCAAGUGGUACUUGGAAAAUGUUGCUAAGGAGGUCUUUGUACCGUCCAUUGAAGGUCUACUUGCUGGAUCAUUGAGGAACAUCAAGCUGGAUGCCUGCAUUGAUACUUUGGGCGGACACAGGCAGCUCCAAGCUGCCUUGCACAGACUGAUUUCAGAUGCUCCUCAAAAACCCACUUUCAAACCCUGUUAG
Messenger RNA from Durusdinium trenchii, 1239 nucleotides. The record is from the annotation of a GenBank genome assembly. NCBI's taxonomy places the organism in Eukaryota, Dinophyceae, Suessiales, Symbiodiniaceae.